Molecule: messenger RNA, 1632 nt
Organism: Drosophila nasuta
Lineage: Eukaryota; Metazoa; Arthropoda; Insecta; Diptera; Drosophilidae
Exons: 6
Coding region: 92-1486 (464 amino acids)
Source: RefSeq, a predicted model, not a curated record
CCGCGCAAUUGUGAUCAGAUGUUCGUCUGGUAAACUGUGAAGCGUUAGUGUUACAAGUGGUAGAAAGAGUGAAUAUUAAAAUAAAAUCAUAAUGCGUACAAACGCAAUAGUUAGUUGUUUAGUAUUGUUAUUCCAUAAUGUGUGCUGUACUGAGAAUACGUGGGUGGAGCCCCACGACUGGACAAAACUAUCACCAGAGUCGUUCAAUCAUCCCACCAACACUGAGGAUGCGUGUCUUUGCCAGGCGCCAACAGACCCGAAAUCUAUUGCCUCCGUCGAGGAUCAACUAGCAUUAAUAUAUUUUAAAAAGUUCGUUAACUCACUAUUCAGCCGCAAUAAACUACAACAUAGCAAAUCGGCGCAGCUUUUUAAGCGAUCACUGCUAUUUACAUUGCUGCCGUCACAAAUUGAAGAACUUGAAGCAGCGCAAGAUGUACGAGAUAUUGAUAUUGUUCUCAGUCAAAUUAUGGAUAAAGCCAAGGAUUUACCUUUGAAUAGAGCCGAAGGCGAUUAUGGGUAUUCACAUCAAGGAAUGGGAGUAAAAGCUCUUAUUACAGACAUGUACAAGGAUUUUGUACAGUUGCUGAGAAUAUCUGAGGUAAAAUUUUUAUUGGCAGUAUUGCUCUCCAUUGCUGCCGGUUGGCUUGUGAGAAAACGUUAUCGGAUUCCGGUAUUCGUUAUUGUAAUUGGCGGCGUAUUUAUAUAUGGCUAUUUUCACACUUAUUUGGAGUGCAAUAGAAAAAUGGAAGUCGAUGCCAUGUUGGAAGUGAUCGAUAGUCAUCAAGAAAUUGAUCAGAGUUCCUGGUUUUCGCGACUAUUCGGUUUUAUUUCAAGGGAAACCCCCGAACAAAUUCAAAAGAAACGCUUAAUUAAAUCAACAAAAUUGAUUAUGCCGUUUUGUCGACCCGAUCACGUUUUUGUCAUAUACACAAGUGAUAUAUUCAUAAAACAAAUUGAAAUGCUGCUAGAGAAGACAACGGAUACCAUGACCAAAUUAACCAAUGGUUUAGGGUUCCCGUACAACUUAAUUGCACCAAUUGCACUAGUCUGCAUGAUAAGCUACAUGUUGAAGCUUACGUUCAAAUACAUCAUAAGUCCCAAGGUAUGGAUACAAUUCAUGCAUCGGAACCCGCCUCCACCCGUCCAAGCCACACAACAAGCAUCCCUCGCAGGUGGCUCAGCAAACGACUCUUUGUCGGGUGAGAACCUGAAAAUGUUGCUAAACGUGAUGAACCGUGCGCAAUUAACAACGUCGGAAUCGCAAGCACAAUUAGCCGUUUCUGGGGUUCAAGAGGUGCUGGAGCAACUGGAGGCACCACCACAAAGCACUUCACCAAGCAAGAAAGUCAAACCUUCUUCAAAGGAUACAUCGAGUGAGCAACUUAAUGCCAGCAGUAGCUUUGCAGACAUCGCUCAAGAAGCUGGAUUUACAGUCGUCGACGAUAACGACGAUAAUGAUCAUGAUAUUCAUAUUAGCAACUCUUAACAGUGUCGCCACUUUAAGCCCGUAUUUAAUGUAAUGUUUGUGAUGAUAUACUUAAAAGAAUUUUUACCAGUUUUUUACCCAAGUAAACGAGUCAGUUACCACUUAAUAAUUUUUUGUCAUAGUUAAAUUAUUCUUUAUUUAAAUUA